GCGAGUUUGAGAGAGUGUUUGAAAAAGGCUUCUAAAAACAAAAUUUCGGUUUUCCGUUAUCGCCGGAAAUAAUCUAUUUCUUAUUGACGCCAGGUGACUGCGGUGAGGAAUUUUAUUGUUUCGUGGCAUGAUGGAUGUGCGAGGCAAUGUCCCACCUCGGCCACAGGAUGGACAAUCCAUUCACAAAUACAAGAAACUGUACAUUCUGACAUGGAUUUGUGUCAUUGUUACCUCGCUUCUCGUGUCGUCUGCUGCCGUUGUCGUCAUUGUUCACACUGUGCGUGCGGACAGGGCUGAUGUACUGACCGCUAUAAACCAGGUGUCCACCAACAUUACAGGCCAGUUGUCUGCCGUGCAGGAAAAGUUUGACAACCUGGAGGAGAAAGUGUCAGAUGACGUCAACAAGGCGCGAAGUUCGGAGAGGGCUGAUGUACUGACCGCUAUAAACCAGGUGUCCACCAACAUAAGAGCCGUGCAGCAAAUGUUCGAUAACUUGGAGGAGAAAGUGUCAGAUGACGUCAACAAGGCGCGAAGUUUGGAGAGGGCUGAUGUACUGACCGCUAUAAACCAGGUGUCCACCAACAUUGCAGGCCAGUUGUCUGCCGUGCAGGAAAAGUUCGACAACCUGGAGGAGAAAGUGUCCAAGGUGGAAGAUGUCGUCAUGACACCAAGAAGGCUUAAGCUGUGCUCUCACGGCAACGGUUGUGAGCUGACCAGUAGGCAUGAAGCAAUGACCCACUGUUACAAAGUGUUCGAAGUGAAAACUACGUGGGCAGACGCGAGAAAGAGAUGUGAGUCUAUCGGUGGCUUCCUGGCCGAGUUCCACGACCAUGUCUCCGUGGAAUAUGUGAAACGGGUUGUAGCCAAGGAUAACUCAAGGCUCUGGAUCGGCGCCACUGACCAUGACAAAGAGGGCACCUGGACGUGGGUCACAUCCGGCAAACGUCUGUCCGUGGAUGACUGGGUCAGAAACCAGCCGGACAACGCCAGGAACAGCGAGCACUGCAUGGAGAUAAGAGAAGUAUUGAGGGUAUUUGGGGGGAAAAGAUGGAACGACAGGACGUGCGAACACAAGCUGGAAUAUCUCUGUCAGAGAGACGGGGACAACUGUGAAGACUGGCUGGAACAAGAGUAAAAAGAAACGUGUACUGCUUCUAUGAUGAUGAUGAUAAUGAUGAUGAUGAUAAUGAUGAUGAUGAUAAUGAUGAUGAUGAUGUAUAUUAAGGGGAAAUAUGGAGAUCCGUUGGCUGCGAAUACAAAAAAAUAACAACUCAGAUUACUUUUUUCGUUUCUACAAAUGCAAUUAUCAAAUAAUUUGUUAUAUUGUCACAGUCACAGAAAAAAUGUAAUCAGAAUGUUAUUUAAUCAAAUUAACACACUAGGCCCCUACUCUAACAAAAAA
This is a messenger RNA of Aplysia californica (California sea hare), 1402 nucleotides long. RefSeq names its product C-type lectin domain family 4 member K. The record is from RefSeq and is a predicted model, not a curated record. Bases 128 to 1135 code for a protein of 335 amino acids. NCBI's taxonomy places the organism in Eukaryota, Metazoa, Mollusca, Gastropoda, Aplysiida, Aplysiidae. The transcript has 2 exons.